AUCCUGAUGAGCUAUCUAGAACGGUAAAUGACCCCCGCGAGGAGGCGAAGCCGUGACUCUUUCUCCAGCCCCCAAGGCAAGAGCUGGUCCCGUCGAUUGAAGAUCUCCCUCCUCUCCUGACAAACUCCACGUGCCAGCGUGGAACGAUUGAAGUCGAACGAGGGGAUGGCCGUCUGUCGACUUAAGCCGGCUCGACGGGAACGGAAGCGCAAGGCAUAUUUGCCCUCGCAAUCUUGACUCCUGUCCCUUUGUAUUCUGGCUUCCUGCAUUUUUAUUUAUUUCCCUAUCUCCUUCUUCGCCUCAGCGUUGAUGCUAUCUCCUUUCCUUCAACCCUGGGCAUACACCCUAUCCCGCCAACACCGCCAAGUACCUAGCUUGUACCAUGAUUAACGUGCAUGCAUGCUCCCCUCAGCCUUUCAUGACGUUGUUUUCGCGCAUUCCUUCGCACAUUUCUACGCCUUCUGUCCUAUUCUUAGAUCCCUACUCAUCCAUACUUACCUAGCACUCCUAGGUAGGUUGCAGACAAGUUGUCAGUGCAGGCCCCCUACCUUGUUGUUCGGACGGGGCCCUUCCUCCGCCCUGGCUUGUUGGUCAGUUGAGGAGUCAAUACCUCGCUGGUGGCACAACAACAGGUAAAAGAUUGGCAGGUAGUGGUUGAGGUCACAGUGGACACUGCAGGAGGUGCGUGGAAGCAGCAGGAGCAGUGCAGCCACACCGAGAGCAGCUGAGCAGCGUACACGAGACCAUAAGCUUGGAAAGAUGCAGCAACUGGUGCGUCACAGGUCUCAGCCGGGAAGUUACCUGCGCCGCUGCAAAUAAUGGCAGCCCCACCGCAGACUACCCCGCUUUCCCGCAGAGUUGCACGACGUUCCGACUGCAGUGGUCUGAAGCUUUAGCUGCUCCCUUCUCGAAUCAAGACCAGACACUAGUCCAGGCGAUUCUUUGUUCUCCACCAUACCACGCUACGAUAUCAUCACAAGGCAAGCUGCGCCCCUGUUUGCCUUAGUAUCCGCGGCCACGGCGACGUUCCGCCGCAACAGCUGUGCCACUGUGCUGUGCUUUUAGUUAGCUUCGUCUUAGCUGCACCACAGUCAGGCGUGCUGUCCCACGCUCCCCACUUGGCCUGGCCUCAUUGCGGCUUCGCUCCGGGCAGUACAGAGAUCACUCUAGUUCGGACCGGUCGGCCUGAACGGGCUCCUCCUCGGAGUUGCACGCUCGCACGCCAUUGGUAGCUCUCAUGGCGCCUGACUCAUCAUAGUCACAUCCCUCGCCGCUCCGAACUGAGGCUCUUGUCUGAUAAGCAGCCAUCGACGGCACUAUCAACCACCUCUGGCACCAGGUUCCUGGAGCAAACACCUGCCCCCAUCACCACACGGGCUUGUCCUUAUACUACCACGUAUUCUUUGCUACACACAUACAGAGUGCAUACUCACCAUCUCGCACUCGCUUACAUCAGGCCUGGUGAAGCGUAGCUGGCUCUCAUCAGACAGCUGCCAUCAUGGAUACGCCUGCUCUUCCGGUCCCCAAGGACGCCUGGGAGAAGGAAAUCCUAGAGAGGCUGGUGGCGAUCCGAGAUCAGCUGCUUCUCCUCAAACAGGACCGAGCACACUACAUCCGCGGUCCGGAUGUCCUGAAGCUCUAUGACCAAGUCAUCGAACAGAUACGACUAUUGAAUGAGGUUCGCACAGGAGACAACAAGGGGGAGACACAGUUGGACAAGGUGCUUGAGAGCUGCUUGCAACUCAUCUCGCUCCUGUUCAUGACUAUCGGGAAGCUGAGCGAAGCCCCUGCUGCUUAUGCGCUCACAUCGACUAUCAAACGGCUGCUGGACCACCUGGCCGAGGCAGAGCUCUUUUCGGCCAAAGAUCUACAGAGCAUGGCCGAAACACUGCAGAAGAUAGACAUCACUAUCAAGGGUGCGACUUCGCGCCACUCCCCGUAUCUCGUCGAGCUACUCUCGCACCGGGUUGAGCUCUGCCGAGCCUCGCUCGAGAACCUGCAGAAGCGACUAGAAGGCCUUGACGGACCACUGCCCACAAUCCACGAGAAGCUCGUCUCGAUAUUGCGCUCGCUGUCACUAGCCAACACAAGGUCUAAGUUCUCCCUGUCGGAAGUUUCAAAGCUCCAGUCGGAGCUGAAGGAAGUCGAUGCGAAGCGCGUGGAUGGGAAGUUUCUCGCCGAAGAUGGCUCCCCUCUGGGGGGCAGUGAUGAUGUUGCGGACCUCUUGAAUCGCUGUCUUGCCUGGAGCGAGAUUGUCCUUGAACAGAAAGGGGCCAUUCCCGAUGGGUUCAAAGACAUUUACGAUGUGCUGGUGGGGAUACGCAACAAGCUGGAUAGUCUCUCGUUGACACAGGCGUGGUCUCUCCGGGAGACUGACCUCUACGACUACCAGCGCACUCUGGACAAGAUCGAUGAGAAGCGCGUUGACGGCAACUUCAUCGACGAGGAGGGUAGACCUGCCAACCUCUACGUCCAACGCACGCUGCUCUACCUCAUCAGGCGCAGCUACGGGCUGAUAUACUCGUUGAUGAUCAUGUCGGAGCCGGUCUCGGAGGCACUCAUACCGGUCUACAACCAGCUGCAGACCCUGAAGAGGAUCCUGGUCGAAGUCAAAAACUCUGGGGGCGUUAAUUCCGUCCGAGAGCUGUACCCUUACAGCAUGAAGCUGAACAUGAUUGACAACAUGCGGGUCGAUGGAAAGUUUAUGCACGGUAGCGACGUCCCUGAGGGUCAAGGGGCACUCAGUGAGCUUCUGGCCGAGUGCUACGACCUCAACUACAACCUCAGGGUGGCGGCUGAGCUCAAGGCGGAGGCGGAGGAAGCAAAGCAACAAAACGGAGUCGACUCGGAUGACAUGCCUCUCCAGAACCUCUCACUCAACAACGGGCCCAGCGAUGACGCUAAAGCCGAUAAGGACCCCGGAGAGGAGGAGAGGGCUGUGGAGUGAAAUCCUGGUCCACACUCUCUCACACACGGCCAAGUCGGCCAUACAGACGCGGCGUCUCUUGUAUUAUUUAUAUCGAGCUUGGUCUGGCACCCCGAAGCAGAUCACAUUGUUGGAGUCCAAGGCCGAGGCGACUCGGAGCUGCGCCUCCUGGCUUCAUUGUAUUAUUCUAGCGAGUAUUCCCCUGCCCAAUCACCCACGGGAGGAAAAUACAGCCCGGCAGAAGAUUAGGAGGGAGGCAUUACGAAGGUAUGGAGCUUCACACACUUCAUACGAGCGAGAUGAUGGGUCAAAUUCGGCAUCAGAGACCGGCCAGGCCGUGUGUAUCAAAGCUGAACAUCAAGACCGAAAACGGAUCCCCAGAUAUUGUUUUGAAGGAACCUCGAGAUCGGCCUAGUUCAUGGCACUGCGCAGGGCACACUUGAAUGGCCACAUCUGAACCUGUGGACCACCAGGCAAGGGACGAAUCGUCAGUCACCACAUGACAGGGAGGAAGCGGGCGUUUUGGUAUGAUUAAGCAGUUCUCUCACCUUUUCCAGGUCCCAGACGCCCUCUCUAGUGUAAACGUCACCCUUGAGAAUUUCCAUUAUCUCCUCCUUGGAAGUGGCCUCUACGACGAGCGUGCUCCCGUUGAUCUUGAGGCUGGAAGGCUCGUCGUCGGCGGGGAUUUCUUCCAGGAGAGCGCCUAGAAUUGCGGACGGAAGUCCUGUUAGCCCGCAACCGUCUUGUUUCGUAGGGGAAAAGGAACUGAGUGAAGAGAGCAAGACAUGCCCCCCAUUUUCAGAUUGCCAGUGGCGUCAAAACGCUUCAGGUCCGCAAAAUGUGUGCUAUGAGAGCUGUUAGUCAGGGCACGACGCCUCAUGUACACUCGAAGCUGCCAAGCGAAGCUGUGAAGAUGCUCAGAAGGCAAGAGGUGUCUUACGCGCGAACCUCCAUCCUCUUGGCCAGGGUCCCGGGGACGUCCGGGACGACGACAAGCCAUUCGAACUUGCGAGGGGCCGACAUGGUGGAGUAGCGGGCGGCGGGGAGCUUGUAAAGACGUGCGGUGCGGCCGAGGAGGGAGGAGGAGGAGACUAGUCGCAGUGACAUUUAGGGACUCCCUACUAAGGAGGCAGAGGGGGAUGGAGGUGGGCAGCGGGCUUUUAGGUGCCGUGUCAGGGGGAGGGACGGGUGCGUGCGUGUACCUGCUUGACCUGCUGGCUGAGGCUCGUUCCACCAUCUGCCGCUGCCGCUGCUGGCCACUUGACCUGAGCGGUUCAAUCAUAUCCACCGAGGCGGCGGGGGGAGAAGGGCGGGGGUGGGCCCUGAGCGGGAAUUGACGCUUUUGCUGUGCGGAAAGCGUGCAUGUAUUGGAUCAAUAUGUUGUCCACCCUCGUCGCCUCGGCACCCAUAUGCCAUAUGGGAUUGCCCACAGUUUCGGCUUGGAGCUGGGCGCGCCCUUUGGAUGGCACUGCAGUUGACAUGUUUAAUCCGGUCUACACAGCCGAACCGAG
Gaeumannomyces tritici R3-111a-1 is the source of this 4437-nucleotide messenger RNA. RefSeq lists its product as hypothetical. The transcript has 6 exons. Gene Ontology annotation, cellular component: cytoplasm; nucleus. NCBI's taxonomy places the organism in Eukaryota, Fungi, Ascomycota, Sordariomycetes, Magnaporthales, Magnaporthaceae. Bases 1499 to 2947 code for a protein of 482 amino acids. The record is from RefSeq and is a predicted model, not a curated record.